Plodia interpunctella (Indianmeal moth) is the source of this 2248-nucleotide messenger RNA. RefSeq names its product fatty-acid amide hydrolase 2-A-like. Gene Ontology annotation, cellular component: endomembrane system. The transcript is spliced from 11 exons. Bases 356 to 1909 code for a protein of 517 amino acids. The record is from RefSeq and is a predicted model, not a curated record. NCBI's taxonomy places the organism in Eukaryota, Metazoa, Arthropoda, Insecta, Lepidoptera, Pyralidae.
UGCAUAUUUCUUAAUAUUUUUUAAUGAUGUGAAUGAUAAAUGAAACGCCGAAUAUUCUAUCCAGCAUAUAAGAGUCGAAAGCAAACAUAGGUCCAUGAUGCUCGCUUUGCAACUACGACUGACUGCUGAACUUUGUACACACGACUGUACUACAAAUAUUCUAUUGCAAAAUUUGAUUAUAGUUUAUUCUUUAAAGUGACGUUUAUCAGCGCGGUCGCAUAUUACUUAGUAAUUUUUUUUAAAUUAAUUCUUAAUUUUUUAUACUGUGUAUCCUUAUUGUGCUGUAUGUAUAAUAGAAAUAUAAGUUUUAUUUAUGCAAACAUAUCAAAAAUAAGUUUUAUAAAAUUGUCCAAAAAUGGUUUUAAAUGCGUUUUGUACGUGUCUUCGGAUAUGGUUAGAUAGUUUGAUAGAUUUCAUGUUCGGACUGUUCUGGGAGGGCCAGCGGCGACCCAUCCCCGACCUGGACAUUCGGCAUCACGUGCUGACAGAGAGUGCGGUGGCGCUCGCCGCCAAGAUCAGGAAUAAAGAACUGAAGUCAGUCGAUUUGGUGGCCGCCUGUAUUGAACGGAUACAAAUCGUUAACCCGAUCGUCAACGCGGUGACAGACGAGCGUUUCGAAGCAGCUCUGAAUGACGCUCGUGAAGUCGACGCACUGAUCGCUGAAGGGCAGUCCAAGGAUUACUUCGACAAGAGACCCUUUUUAGGCGUCCCAUUCACGGUAAAGGAAUGUGCGGCAGUGAAAGGCAUGUUGUGCACGCUGGGUUUGGUUUCCCGGCGCCACAUCCGUGCGAAUGAGGAUUCAGAAUCCGUGAGGCUUCUGCGGCUGGCUGGAGCCAUACCUGUAGCGGUCAGCAACAUUCCUGAAGCUCUUAUAUGGCAAGAAACGCGUAACAACAUAUACGGACAGACCAACAACCCUCACCACACGGGGCGCACGACCGGGGGCUCCAGCGGCGGCGAGGGAGCCCUUUGUUCAGCCAUCGCAUCUCCUAUCACUCUCUGUUCUGAUAUCGGAGGAUCGACUCGCAUGCCAGCUUUCUACUGCGGGCUCUAUGCAUUGAAUCCCACUGCUGGGUACACCAACGUGAGGGGACUGGCGUUAAGGACAGGCGAAGAACCCACAAUGGCAGCGGUCAGUUUCGUGUCAAAACAUUGCGAGGACCUGGCUCCUCUCACCAAAAUCGUGGCGGGGAACAUGGCGGGGCAACUUGGAUUCGAUAGGACUGUCGACCUUAAGAAUAUCAAUGUGUAUUACGUGGAAAUGACUCAGGAUCCCCACGUCAGCCCCAUCAGUCAAGAAUUAAGACAGGCUAUGAGGAAGGCAAUGGAAAAACUAUCAGAGGUGAACUCCUCAUCCCCGACACAGUACUACCACGAGGGCUACAACCACAUGUUCACUCUGUGGAAGUACGGGAUGUCGAAGGAACCUGAGAAAUUCCGUCGACUCGUGAAGGGUUUUAAAGGAGAGGCUAAUGGAUUUAUAGAGUUGGCUAAGAAGUUGGUGGGACAAUCGGAGCACACGUUAGCCGCCAUUUUGAAGAUGUUGGACGACCACAUCCUACCGCUGCCAGACGAGAAAUGGGCGGAAUCGCUUAUAGAUCAAAUGAAAACUGAUUUAGUGAGCACCCUAGGGACAGAUGGCGUGCUGUUAUUCCCUAGCGCGUCCCACGUGGCACCUCACCACUACUCGCUACUGCUGCGGCCCUUCCAAGCUUCCCACUGGGGCAUCUUCAACGUUCUGAAGCUACCAGUCGCUCAGGUACCACUCGGCUUGAAUAAAGAUGGCCUUCCACUGGGCAUCCAGGUCGUGGCAGCGCCGCUACAGGAGUCCCUCUGCCUCGCAGUGGCAGACUACCUCGGCAAACAGCUCGGUGGAUACAUACCACCUUGUAAAAUACAACACUCAUAGUUGUCUAAAGCUAUCUCUUAUGUUCGCGUGUUCCCGGUUAGAUUCGGAGCUGUGGCGCCUCAAAGCCGUAAAUAAAAUUGCCAUUAAAUUGGAAGAUUUGGCUAUGAUUUUACAACCGGCCGCCCGCUUGACGUCAACCCUCUUUGGGAAUGCUAUUGUUGACUAUCAGCUGGUUAAGGCCUUGCGUCCCUAAGUCGCCUCGUACGACAUCCUCGGCAAGAUAUGGUCCAAGAUAGUGGUCCUAUUCUAGGGCGGAACCACACGCCACGAUCAUAGUUAAAGGCUAACUAGGGAUAAAAACUAGAAUUUUCAAUAAUAAAUAUUCUGAGAUCUCUCGCA